This is a messenger RNA of Meriones unguiculatus (Mongolian gerbil), 2496 nucleotides long. RefSeq names its product leukotriene B4 receptor 2 (gene Ltb4r2). Lineage: Eukaryota; Metazoa; Chordata; Mammalia; Rodentia; Muridae. The record is from RefSeq and is a predicted model, not a curated record. Gene Ontology annotation, biological process: neuropeptide signaling pathway; inflammatory response. Gene Ontology annotation, cellular component: membrane. Gene Ontology annotation, molecular function: leukotriene B4 receptor activity; G protein-coupled peptide receptor activity. The transcript has 2 exons. Bases 1400 to 2479 code for a protein of 359 amino acids.
UCCCCUUAUCCAAAUACAGUUUUACUUUGUAGUCCAGAUUGGCCACCUUGAACUGAUCUUCACAUCUCAGCUCCUAAGUCCUAGAACGGUUUCUGGCCCACAGUCUGAGAGCUAGGGCUGACUGUGCUGCCCCCUGCUGGGAAGUUAUAAACCGCAGUCUUCGGGAAAGGCUGGGCUAGAAGCGAGGAAGCUUGCACACUGGCCAUCGUAAGAGACCUGGAGAAGUUGAAAGGCGGGCAGUGUGUCUGGGAAUGGCAUGAGGAGAGGCUGGACGCUGGUUUACAGCGCCAGCGUCAUCAGGAGCCUGUCUGGGACCUGGGCCCUUCUGCAUACCUCCUCCUUGGUUGGAGAAGAAUUAGCUAAACAUUCUUUUUUUCGGCUUUAUUCUCCAGAAAUGGCCGUGAGCUGCCACGGCUCUCAUCUUUUCUGGUCUGCUAAUUAAUUAAUAAUGUAUCUCCAGAGAGCGUAUGCACAUGAAAGCCAGAGGGUAACCUCGAGUACUGCUUCUCAGGUGCUGCCUACGUGUGUGGUUUGUUUGUUUGUUUGGUGUUUUUGUUGUUGUUGUUUUGUUUUUUGAGACAGGGUCUCUCACAGGCCUGGAGAUAACCAACCAAGUUGGUUGGGAUGGCUGGCCAGUGAACCCUAGAGAUAUACCUGUUUCCAACACUGGGGUUACAAACCACGCACCCCAUUUAACAUGGCUUCUGGGUGCUGAACCCAGGUCCUCACGCUGUGUGGCAAGUACUUCGCUGACAGAGCCUCUCCCCAGCCUAGGGACUUCAGUUGUAGUGUCCCAGGUUUCAUCUCCGAUUUUAGCUGGACAAUUGCACAGAGACUGAGGUUUACCGUUGGCAAAGCCCUUAUAAUGAGCAGAGUCCCCAAUUUGCUGCCUGGGAGUCUUUCAGAGUCUCCUAGACGCCCCCUCUCCGCCCGAGCUUCCGGCGUCCUGUUUCACAAAGCGCAUGGACAGCUUCAUGACCAAGCCAGCCUUUAGCAGAGUACUUUUCCGGUCUCCGUGGGCCAGUGCCUUCCCUGCACCUCUCCAGCCUUGUCCUGUUUCCUGCGGAGGCUGGCCUUCACGUGCCUGGGCCUGUCAGUGAUGGGAAGGAGGAGGCUGAAGGAGGGUCCAGGAUAAGCACCAGCUUGUCUCUCUUCCUUCUUGCCUCAUCCUCUACAAAUGUGACAGGCACUGGGGCAGGGUUAGGCAGCAGCUUCACCUGUCAGCCCCCUAAGGCCCUCCGGACACCCCCAACGCUGCUCCCUCCCAGCUGGGAAAGAAGAGGGGCAGAGGAGUCGGGGUGGCGCACAGUCGCUUCUCACAGCGGCAGAGGUGGCGUGGGCCUCUGCCCCGCUCCUGAACGUGCCGUCCCGUGGAUUCUCGCAGCCCGCCUCUAGGAGGAUGUCUGUGUGCUACCGUCCGCCCGGGAACGAGACGCUGCUGAGCUGGAAGGCCUCGCGGGCCACCGGCACCGCCUUUCUGCUGCUGGCAGCCUUGCUGGGACUGCCGGGCAACGGCUUUGUGGUGUGGAGCUUGGCGGGCUGGCGGCCCGCGUCGGGGCGGCCGCUGGCGGCCACCCUGGUGCUGCACCUGGCGCUGGCCGACGGCUCGGUGCUGCUGCUCACGCCGGUCUUCGUGGCCUUCCUGAGCCGGCAGGCCUGGCCGCUGGGCCAGGCGGGCUGCAAGGCGGUGUACUACGCGUGCGCGCUCAGCAUGUACGCCAGCGUGCUGCUCACCGGCCUGCUCAGCCUGCAGCGCUGCCUGGCCGUCACCCGGCCCUUCCUGGCCCCCCGGCUGCGCAGCCCGGCCCUGGCGCGCCGCCUGCUGCUGGGCGUCUGGCUGGCUGCCCUCGUGCUCGCCGUCCCGGCGGCCGUCUACCGCCACCUGUGGGGCGGCCGCGUGUGUCAGCUGUGCCACCCGUCGGCGGCGCACGCGGCCGCCCACCUGGGCCUGGAGACCCUGACCGCCUUCGUCCUGCCCUUUGGGACUGUGCUCGGCUGCUACGGCGUGACCCUGGCCCGCUUGCGGGGCGCGCGCUGGGGCUCCGGGCGGCACGGCACGCGGGCGGGGCGCCUGGUGAGCGCCAUCGUGCUGGCCUUCGGCUUGCUCUGGGCCCCCUACCACGCUGUCAAUCUCGUUCAGGCGGUGGCCGCGCUUGCUCCGCCCGAGGGGCCCCUGGCCAGACUCGGCGGGGCGGGCCAAGCAGCGCGCGCUGGGACUACAGCCUUGGCUUUCUUCAGUUCCAGCGUCAACCCGGUGCUCUAUGUCUUCACUGCGGGGGAUCUGCUGCCCCGGGCGGGGCCCCGCUUCCUUACGCGGCUCUUUGAGGGCUCUGGGGAGACCCGAGGGGGCUUCCGUUCUAGGGAGGGUACCAUUGAGCUCCGAACUACUCCUAGGCUGAAAGUAGUGGGGCAGGGCAGGGGCAAUGGAGACCCUGGAGGCGGCGGCGGCAGGAUGGAGAAAGACAGUCUGGAAUGGUAGAGAUCCCGAACCCGGCC